This is a messenger RNA of Drechmeria coniospora, 3210 nucleotides long. RefSeq lists its product as uncharacterized. Bases 1 to 3210 code for a protein of 1069 amino acids. The record is from RefSeq and is a predicted model, not a curated record. The transcript is spliced from 3 exons. NCBI's taxonomy places the organism in Eukaryota, Fungi, Ascomycota, Sordariomycetes, Hypocreales, Ophiocordycipitaceae.
AUGGCUCGCAGGGCCUUCGCCGCCGUGCUCUGGGCAGCCGGCGUCGUUCAGGCGCUUCCGGCUCCCGGCGCGCCGCCGGUGUACAGCAACGGCUCUGAACAUCCGACCCAGACGCCUGCCGCACAAACCAUCCACCUCCCCAUCGCCGCAGAAGCAGUACUUGCCCCGUCCAAUGCCAGCGAGUCCGUCGAUGGGCUCGCGGCGCCGACGCACAGCAACAGCGCUGGACAAUGGAAUCGGACGUCCGAACAGAACACCCAUCUCCCUCUCGCGGCGGAAGCAGGAUUGGUCAAGUCCAACGGCAGCAAGACCGUCGAUGGGCCGGCGACGCACUGGAAUAGCUCUGGAUAUUGGAAUCAGACUUUGGCGCAGAACCUCCACCUUCCACUCCCGGCAGGAAAAGGACAUGCCAAGUACAAUGGCAGCAACCCUGACGAUGGACCCACACGGCCCCCGCAGCCCACGCCAACACCACCGGCACAAGCCAAGGCCAACUUCACUCGCAAUGGGCCCAUGAAGAUCCUGGCGCCCAGCGUCCACUGGUCCGUCGACAGGUCCAAUUCGGCCCACCUGAAGCCGAGUCCUCCCGGCGAAGGCUUGGAGAUGUUCUACGGUAACAAUGAUCCACUCGUGGCUGGGCAUUUUGCCUUCGUCAAUUUCAUGUUCAAGAGUGCCGCCGUAUUCCUGGACAACAGCGCCUUCCUCGAGGCCGUCUUUGACAAAUGGGGUGCUCUUGUCAUAAAUUUUCUCUCCCGGAAGGCCUUCGACCUCGCCCAAGGCUCGUGGACCAUCCCCGACGGAGAACACCUCAUCCUCGUUGGCUUCAUCCAAGGGUGCGGUGACUUCCACCUCCAAGAGCGAUGCUACUUCAAGGCGUCCAAUAUCGUCUUCGACGCCGCUCGCCGUGUCGUUCGCGCCGUCGGAAAUCCCAGCCACCCCGACGAGAUCGUGUCCGAAGGCAAGACGAGAUGGGGUCUGUGGAUUCCGGAUGCAUCCCCCCCGCACCAGGCUCACCGUCGGUCCCAGCCCGAGUCCACGUCGGUCGGCGGCUUUCCCUUCCAGGUGGGAGCUGCUUCCUCCAAGGCCGGCGGUCUCUCCGCGAGGGCUACGGAGGCCGGCGAAACCGGCUCCUCCUUCAACGCCAGCGCUUGCGUGCCGCCCGUCGAUUCGACGUACAAUCUCCCGACGGCAUGCCUGGGCGAGUAUUUCGACGAGGCGCUCGACAGACAGCUCGGCGCAGAGGACAUGACCGCCAUGGUUGACGAAUUCUUCGCCGACUUGAACCCUCAACCAGGCGCUCCGGACAGCCCGGCGUCUCCUCGCCAAGGCAUCCAGCGACGCGACCUCUUCUGGCUGAAAACCAAGGUCGUCGAGACCAUCAAAGCCGUCUACAAGGCGGCCAAGGCGGCCAUCUCCAUCGGCGGCAGCAUCAAUCGGCAAUUCUCGUGGAUCCUGCCGGAGGCCAAGAGCCGCAAGUGGAUCGCCGAUCAGCUCAAGGACAUCAUGCCGAUCCGUCUCAACGCGCCCUCGCCCUGGCCGGAUUCCAUCCUGCUCAAGGGGUUCGGCAACCAGAGGUUCAACGCCUCCUCGGCACUCAACCAGUACAUGAACGUCUACUGCGUCGGCUGCGGCGUUUCCGGAACCGCAAGGGUUGCCGGCCACGCCCGGUGGACGCCCCUCGGCGGCUUCGUCGAAGGCCACGUCGAGCUCAACACGGAUAUCCAGUUCAACCUCAAGGUCGGCAUCGACGCCCAGCUCAUCUACAGCGACCAGUUCAAGCUCGAACUCUUCAGCGUCGGCCUGCCGGGCUUGACGUACGGCAUCGUCACCAUUGCGCCGCACAUCACGGUCGAUUCUCGCGUCGAACUCGCCGCCGCCGCCAAGGGCAAGCUCCUCGUCGGCGCCGAGAUGGGACUGCAGAGCGCCCGCCUCGUCUGGGACAUUAUCGAUCCGAGCCAGAACAAGAAGAGCGGAUGGGAGCCCUACUUCCGGCCCAUCUUCGAGGCCGAGGGCGAGAUCAUGCUGUCGGCCAGGCUCGCUCUGCCCGUCAAGAUGCAAUGCGGCCUCAAGAUCGGUGGCUGGGACAAGUCGGUCGGCUUCAUCGACGAGCCUUCGGUCAAGGGCGUCGCCCAGUUUGCCGGUUCCAUCGGAAAGGGUUCGAGCCGAGGGAAGUCGCCUCGGCCCAAUUCCCUCGCCGUCAGCGGUCCCAAAUCCCUCGCCGUUAGCGGCCCCAAUUCCCUCGCCGUCAGCCGCCCUGACGGCUGCUCGGGCAUCAGCACCCAGCUCAGCUGGCGCAACAGGUUGUGGAUCAACGUCAUCGACAUCACAUCGAUUCCCAUGGAAGACACGCAAGACGUCGUGCUCUCCCGCGGUUGCAUCAACAUGCCCAGCUUCAAGAAGCCGAGCAUGAAUGACAAGGUUGUCACCAAGACGAAUCAUUUGCCCUCGGCGGAACCGAAGAAGAAGAAGAAGGCCAGGCCGAAGGCGCUGCUCGCGAACUCGACGGACCCCGAGACGGACCCCCCCGCAGGUCUCAUGCGGGCCUUGAAGGGAACGCCACGAAAGGUGGAGAGAAGGAACGAGGUGACGUUCGAGAGCGACAUGAUCAUGGAUGGCAGACCUGAGACGAGCCAAGACGGCGGUACCGUUAAGCAGUCGUCAGGCAGCUACAGCGACAACAGGGGACACGAGGUCACGAUGGUGCUCGACCCCAACAACACGACGGCCUUGAUUGCCUGCAGCAACGGCAACAUCUUCGCCGUUCUCGCCGACGGCGAGCAGAACCCGUCGUGCUCGGGCCAGUGGAUCAGCAACGCGGAAAAGACGGUGCUGCACGAUGCCACCAAUCGAGUCAUGCACUACUACGAGAACACCCUGUCCGUCGUCGGCGUCUCGCGUUUCCGCGUCGGCGUCAAGAGCGCCCUGCCCAGGACCAGCAAGCCUGUUGCCCUCGUCACCUACCCGGACGACUCGGGCGGCUAUUUCUACAUCGCCGUGGGUCCCGGAAAGGUGAUCCUGUAUCCCAUCGUUUGCGAUUUCUCCGACGGAACCGGUUCCAAGGUCUUCCUGGCGAAGAGCCUGGACGAGGGCGUCGCCAUGCUCGAGAGGCAGGAGCUUACAUUCUCGAUAACGGGUGGUUAUGUGCGCAAGUGCUCGCCCAUGGCGUUGAACCGUGGGCCGCUGCUAAAGAACCAAGGGAGAUUCGCUUGA